This is a messenger RNA of Drosophila sechellia, 674 nucleotides long. RefSeq lists its product as uncharacterized. NCBI's taxonomy places the organism in Eukaryota, Metazoa, Arthropoda, Insecta, Diptera, Drosophilidae. The record is from RefSeq and is a predicted model, not a curated record. The coding region runs from base 233 to 655 and encodes 140 amino acids. The transcript is spliced from 4 exons.
CCAAUAUUUAUCGUGUGCUAAGAACUAAAUUAAAAUUAUUCAUAGAAACAAAGCGUCUUGGCUUUAAAUGUCACUUUAACUAAUAAAGAAACGCAAAAUUAUGAAUAUUUUGAUUAUGCACUAUUUAUAUUUCGGUAAAAGGCGUAUGGUAAAUUGCAUAAUGUGUUCCACAUAGAAACAUUUUUUUUUGUGAUUAAAAUCCUCUCAUCUUAUCACUGAUUCAAAAAUUGAGAUGUGCUGCAAUGUGAGUCACCAAUACUGUUGCGUCGUUAUAGGAGUGCUGGCCAUUAUUGUAGGGUCCUCCGAUAUAGGAUACCGAGCUCAUCUGCUAGCCACAUAUGGUUUGAAUCGUUGGAUACUGGCAUCUGUGAUAGCGUGGGUACUCAUAAUCAUGGCCGCAGUUGUUCUGAUUGUAGGCGCAAUUAAGAAAAUAACUACUCUUCUGCUGAUUUGGAUAAUAUUCGUACUGCUUGUCGGAAUUGCUCAAAUUUUUAUAAAAAUUGUGUUAUUCACUCCAGCCAAAAACAUUCAUCCAAACGACGCAUACUAUAUUCUUGCAGGCGGCUUUAUAAUACUUCUUAUACUGUUGGUAUUUUGUUCCGCAUACUACCCUUAUGCAUACAAGCGUGAAAUUGAAGAAGAGGAAUACGAAUAAAUUAAAUUUUCAAAAUCAA